CAUAUGGCUGAAUUUGUGAAUAAUUUUUCUCCAUUUUUAUUUUUUCCUUAGCAGGAGUUAUUAUUUAAUCCUGAUUUUUACUGCCUCUUUGUUUCCCCACUUAUAAACAUUGUGGCAAAGCGAAUUGGUUAGGCAAAUAAAAGUAUUUAUAUCUGCUAUUAUAGACUCUCUCUCUCUCUCUCUCUCUCUCUCUCUCUCUCUCUCUCUCUCUCUCUCUCUCUCUCUCUCUCUCUCUCUCUCUUAAAAAUGCUUGCAAUGGUGAGAAGCCAUUGUGUUUUGUGUAUGACUGCGCAUUAAAUCUAUGAUGAUGAAAUAAUGGUUUGGGUUAUCCCGUAAAAACAGAAGCAGGAAAUUGUUCAAAGCUUCAGUUUAAAUCUGUAUCUCAUUGUGACACAAGGGUGACUUCGUGGAACAGAACACACUGGGCUUGUCACUGCAAGUAACAAGUAAGCAAGAAGAAUAAGAGCAUUUAUUUCCAGGAAAAGAAAAUAUGUUUUAUGGGAAAGAAUUGAGGCAGGUUAUUUCCAUGGCCUCACACUGGACCAGGGCAUCUUGUAGCCUGAGGUCAAACUUGUAUAAAUGGAAUAAGACUUUCAUACAUACAUCAUCAUAUCACAGAAAGUGUGAACUGACUUCUAAAAGGUAUCAUGUAGAGAGAGGAAAUUACAAUGAAGUAAGUGCCCAAAACAUCAAAUUUUUUACUGAACUCUUGGGUCCACACCGAAUUAUAAAAAAUGAAUCAGAGCUAGAAAGUCACAACACAGACUGGCUGGAGACUGUGCGGGGAGCGUCUUCUGUUCUUCUUAAACCCAAGACAACUGAGGAAGUGUCUGCAAUCUUGUCUUACUGCAAUCAGCACAGACUUGCAGUAUGUCCUCAAGGUGGUAACACUGGAAUGGUUGGUGGAAAUGUUCCAGUAUUUGAUGAAAUUAUCAUCUCAACAAACUUGAUGAAUAAGGUUGAAAACAUAGACAUUUGGUCAGGUGUUGUUACAUGUCAGUCUGGGUGUGUUCUUGAAGCCUUGGAUCAGCAUGUGGCUGACUUUGGAUUAAUGGUUCCUCUGGAUCUUGGAGCAAAAGGCAGCUGUCACAUUGGUGGUAAUGUGUCAACAAAUGCAGGAGGCUUACGUCUACUUCGCUAUGGAAGCCUUCAUGGAUCUGUCCUGGGUGUGGAGGCAGUGUUGGCCUCAGGAGAAGUACUUGACUGUAUGACAGCCAUGAAGAAAGACAAUACUGGCUAUGACCUCAAGCAUUUGUUUAUUGGUUCUGAAGGAACAUUGGGAUUAGUAACAAAGAUUGCAAUCCAUUGUCCACCAAGGCCACAAGCUGUCAAUCUUGCCUUCUUAGGUCUCAGCUCUUAUGAAAAUGUUCUGAAAACCUACACUGUAACUAGGAGCAAGCUUGGAGAAAUCUUGAGCUCAUGUGAAUUUAUUGACAGAUCAUCUCUUGAAUGUGUAGAAGAGAACUUGAAACUAAAGCCACCAAUUUCAUCACAUGAAUAUUACAUGUUAAUUGAGACUUCAGGAUCAAAUAGGACACAUGAUGAAGAAAAGCUAAAUAUCUUCCUAGAAGAUGUUCUUGGGUCAGGAGUAGUUGAUGAUGGCAUUGUCGCUUUUGAACCCUCCAGAAUGCUUCACAUAUGGGGACUGAGGGAGAGGAUUGCAGAGGCCCUUCACCAUGAAGGCUAUGUCUACACGUAUGACAUCUCCAUCCCAUUGUCUCAUUUCUAUAAAAUGGUGGAAGAUAUGAGGGAGCACUUAGGAUCAAAGAUCAUUCGCUGCUGUGGCUUUGGACACAUUGGGGAUGGAAAUCUUCACCUCAGCUUCACAACAGAAGAGUUUGAUGAGGAAGUGCUGAAUAACAUUGAGCCAGCAGUGUAUGAGUGGACAUCAAAAGUGAAUGGAAGCAUAAGUGCUGAGCAUGGUCUGGGGUUCAAAAAGAGGAAUUACAUACAUUACUCGAAAUCAUCUGGUGCAGUAACUCUUAUGAAGCAAAUGAAGAAGCUGUUGGAUCCCAGUGGCAUUCUAAAUCCUUAUAAAGUUCUUCCUGAUGAAUAAUUUAUUCUAACA
Portunus trituberculatus (swimming crab) is the source of this 2068-nucleotide messenger RNA. RefSeq names its product D-2-hydroxyglutarate dehydrogenase, mitochondrial-like. The record is from RefSeq and is a predicted model, not a curated record. The coding region runs from base 491 to 2056 and encodes 521 amino acids. Gene Ontology annotation, cellular component: mitochondrion. Gene Ontology annotation, molecular function: FAD binding; catalytic activity. The transcript has 9 exons. Lineage: Eukaryota; Metazoa; Arthropoda; Malacostraca; Decapoda; Portunidae.